Messenger RNA from Mya arenaria, 1748 nucleotides. RefSeq names its product cytoplasmic tRNA 2-thiolation protein 2-A-like. Lineage: Eukaryota; Metazoa; Mollusca; Bivalvia; Myida; Myidae. The record is from RefSeq and is a predicted model, not a curated record. Gene Ontology annotation, molecular function: sulfurtransferase activity; tRNA binding. Gene Ontology annotation, cellular component: cytosol. Gene Ontology annotation, biological process: tRNA wobble position uridine thiolation. Bases 59 to 1594 code for a protein of 511 amino acids. The transcript has 16 exons.
GUGUUGUGUGCUACCGUAGAAUUUCACAAGAUUUCGCGAGCCUUGUCAGCGAAGAAAAAUGUGUAGCAUUCAAGAUGGAGAUGUGCCUCUUGAGAAGCCAAAAGUUGAAAAGAGUGUUGGCCGGAAGUGUCUGAAAUGCAAGAAAGAACCAGCUGUACUGAUAACACGGGUCAACGAUGCAUUCUGCAGGUCCUGUUUCCAAGUGUAUGUGACUCACAAGUUCCGAGCUGCCAUCGGCAAGACAAAACUAGUUAGGGAUGGGGAGACUAUUCUUGUGGCUUUCUCUGGUGGUUCGGCAUCUGCUGCCCUGCUUCAUCUUAUUCAAGAGGGCCUGAGCCAAAGGGCACACAAGAAGUUGCGGUUUACACCAGGGGUGCUUUUUAUUGAUGAGGGUGGUUCAACUUGCCAGACAGUAGAAGAAAGAAAGUCCAGCUGUGAUCAUGUGAAGACUAUUCUACAGAAAUCUGGCUUUCCGUUCCAUAUAGCUGCUUUAGAGGAGGGUCUAAAUAUGUCAACUUUUAAAGGAAGGCUUCCAGAAAGUAUGACUCUUGGGCAUAGCUUCACUUCUGUCAAUAAAUCGGAUUCUAUCCCAAAUGAGACUAACCAUGGGCAAAACAAAGGUACUUUGUUAGAAAGCCAGCCCUCUAAGUGUGAUAAAGAAGAUUUAGAAUCGCAUGUAAUAUCAAAGGAUAAUCAGCCUUUACGGGUAGAUUCGGGGCUGGGCAGCCAGUUACGACAGCUCCUAGACUCUGUAAAGUCAGUGUCAGGAAAAGAGGAUUUGAUUCAAACACUAAGGCACCAGAUGUUAUACGAGGCUGCAAGGCAUUGUGGGUACUCCAAGGUGAUGCUGGGUAGCUGUGGGACACGCCUGGCUGUCCGUCUGCUCACUGACAUAUCAACAGGGCGGGGCAUGCAUGCAGCCAUGGAAUGUGCAUUUGCUGAUAAACGGCACAAAUAUAUGUUGUUUCUGCGACCGUUGAGGGAUUUCAGUACAAAGGAGAUAGCCAUGUACAACAGUCUACACAACGUAGAGACAGUCUUCACCCCAAAACUCACUACCAAAGGGAAUGUUGGUGCAAGUAUAGAACAUCUAACUGAGUCGUUUGUAACGGGUCUCCAGGCCGAGUACCUUUCAACAGUCAGCAAUAUUAUGAGAACUGGAGAAAAGCUGGAUUCCACUCCUGAAAGCUCUUCAGAAAACAGUUGUGCUUUAUGUCAGGGUAUACUAGACACGGAUGUUGGAGUAUCAUCAGCUUUGUCUGCACUUGAGUUUUCCCGCCAAAUCUCCACUGGGAAGAACGCUAUAGUAAAGAAGGGAGGCAACUCAUGUGGAAAGAGUGACAUCAAGGGGGAUAACUCAUCUUCAACAGUGGAGUGUUGCGGAGAGGGUGACGGAAGCUGCCAGUCGUCAGUGUCAAAAAGACCCAGCUGUGAUCAAGUGACAUCCCGACUGUGUUAUGGGUGCCGUAUAGUUGCAAAUGAAAUGGAAGAUAUAAACACAUUUCCUGACUUUGUUUUUGAUACGGUGUCUCGGCAGGCCAGAAGGUCUGAUAUGAAAGCUGAAAUUGAAGAUUUCCUGUUGACCGACAGUUGAUGACAAGUCCUCGACAUAGACAGUGGAUUUCUGAUAUUGAUUAUAAUGUAGAUACUGAUGUUAAAUGUCAUACAUAAAUAACUAUUCUAGUGUGUUGAUUCUGUCAGUUUUGCUUCAAUAAAUAUUUUAAAUAAUGUAAUAAAGUUUCAUCAUG